Messenger RNA from Schistosoma guineensis, 582 nucleotides. The record is from the annotation of a GenBank genome assembly. NCBI's taxonomy places the organism in Eukaryota, Metazoa, Platyhelminthes, Trematoda, Strigeidida, Schistosomatidae.
AUGAGAAUAUACAGGUGUUGGUUUUGUUCGAGUCCAAUAUACCCUGGUCACGGGAUUCUAUUUGUCAGAAAUGACUGUAAAGAAUUCCGUUUCUGUAGAGGAAAGUGUCAUAAAGCGUUUAAAAAGCAUAAAAAUCCUCGCAAAGUAAGAUGGACUAAAGUUUCCAGAAGAGUUCGCGGGAAAGAACUAACUGAUGACCUUUCCCAAACAUUUGAGAGGAAGCGAAAUUCAUUACUGAAGUAUGAACGAGCAGCAGUUCAAAAAAUCGUUGAUGCUGUUCCAAAAAUUGAUCAGAUCAAGCAUAAACGAGAAUCCGCAUUUAUCAAAAAACGACUUUCGAAAGGAGUACAGUUGCGUAGAGAAGAAGAUAUUAAACUUGUUAACACACAAAUGCAUCUUAUUGAAGCCCCAGGAGCCAAAAGAAAACGUGAACUAAUGGAUAUUGAUUCUGAAACAGAUUUGUCAGAAGAGGAAACAAUGGACCUGUCAUUUACUGAACUCGAGGAGACAAGUAAAAGAAAAGCAGUUGAUAAGUCAAAAACUCGUGGCAAGAAACAAAAAAUCGCUUUGGAAGCUAGCUGA